UGCAUCGUGGGGUUCCAGGAGGUACUUUCAGAACUAUCCCGAUUCUAUCGAGCCAGAUCGCGUGUUUGGUGAAAUGAUCCCAGUGGUUUAAGACAAGUCUGCGACACGGGCAGCGACAGUUUUGUGAUCGAAAAAAGCAGUGGGCGUUAAAAGCCAAUUAAUUCAAAUCCAUCCAUUAAUAAACUUAACGCGGAGUACCCUUUAAAAGCGUUUCCCCGGAAAAGCGAGCAACGAGGAAAGCGAGUGGGUGGAGCGGGGAAAUGGGCGCCAGCGCCCUGACCAUCCGCCCAAAUCAGCGGCGGCACGGGGGCACGGUGCGGAUGCGUGAUGUACUCGUCCUAGCCUUUGACAACUGAAAAUGGCAAAAGGUAGCUGAGCAGCAGCCAAAGGAGCAGCAGUCCUGGCAAAUCGAUAACCACAACACACAAAGUGCUGAUCAGCCAAUCAAGGCGAGCGCAACUAAGCGAUAUAGGGGUGCACUCGCACUCAAAAAGCGCCCCGAAAAAAGAAACAGAGCCACAAGCCCCAGGAUGCGGAUGCGGAUGCGGAUGUGGAUGCGGAUGCCGCAGGCUGUGCAGCUGCUGUUUGCGAUGGGCUUGUGGGCGAUGCAAGGUCACGCGCAGUUGGAUUCACAGCCAGAGGCUGCCGUUGGAACAGUCGUUGGUGCAGCAGCAGCAGGAGCAGGAGCUGUAGGAGCAGCGGGUCCUGGAUCCCCUACGCCACGGAACCGCAUCAAGGCGGAAGCCGAUGCCCUGAUGACGGGCGACAGCUUCAACAUUCGCCACGGGCGCUCUCGGUCGCAUUUCCUCCAUGCCAGCACAAACAACAGUGGCAGCAGCAUUGGGAGUGGCGUUGGUGGUGGGGGUGCUGGUGGUGGUGGUGGUGGCAUUGGGACCACCCGCCUGCUCCUGAUCCCGCCCACACAGCUGCCGGGUGUGGGCGGGACCUCCCCGGCUCCCGUCACGCACAAAAUCCGCAAAUUGCACAAGAAGAAAAUCAACGAGAGCAUACGCAAAAGUGUGGACAAAAGUCUGGGCCUCCGCCAUCCGCCAAAGAACCACCGCAGCUUGGCCGAGGCCGAGCACCUGCAGGGUCGUCCCACCAGCGAGGAUACCGAGGACACCGAGGACACGGCUCUCAACGAGGUCAUGCAGCUGGCGGAUGAGAUUGAGCUGGAGAGCUCAUUCGUUACGGCGGCCCCAACAGGUGAUCCGGAUAUUGGUGUCAAACAGGCGCGCCAAUUUGUGCGUGAUGAGGCCAAUUACCAGGAGGACGAUGAAGACACUAUCGACGACGAGGAGCUCGAUGAGGAUGAGGCUCCUCCGUCCACCACCACCAAGCCAAAAAUCGCCAGUACCCGCCUGCUACCGGUGAAUGGCACUUGGCAUGGGCGCAUGGGCACCAUAACGCGGGACUCCCCCGCGGAAUCGGAUUACGACGCAAAUGCCCAGGACAACGCGGAUGAGGAGGAGGAAGAGGGUCAGCCAUUUGGCAAGCUGCUGCCGCUCAACGAAAGCCUCAGCACCACCGAGUGGAUGGACGAUGCGGCGCAGCGGGAACCGGAGGCGGAGGCCAGAUCCCAAGCGGCCAGCAUGGAGGUCAAGCAGAUCAGUUUCGACAGCGAUGGCGAUGGCGAUGGCGACUCUGAUUCCGAUUCCGAGGCCGGAAUGGAUACCUCCGAGGUCACCAUGGAUGAUGGCUAUCCGCCGGAUGCGCAAAUCGAUGACAAGACCAAGCAGCUGGUCAUUGGCGAUGUGGAGGAGGACAGCGGCGACAAUAUGGAGUCCAACCAGAUAACCGCCGACGUGAUCAACGCCCGGGACAGCAAGAUCGAUCUGGUGUCCAAGUUCCUGCAGUACAUCGAGCAGCAGCACCUGAUGGGCUCCAACUGCGUGGCUGGCACCUCGCUCAAUCUCGGCGAGGGCGUGGUCGACCGGUAUGCCCAGGACAGGUUCCGGGUGGAGGCCGAGGUGGCCGUCAAUCGCGCCAAUAUGCUGACCAGGAUCUUCAAGACCACCGGCCGCUCCGUGCAGGAGGAUGUCAACCUGCUGCACGCCUCCGUGCUGUCCAUGGUGGAGUUCGACGAUGAUAUAUUCGCGGCCGGAAAUUGCUUCGACUGGAACGAGCAUCCCGCGCAGCCGGGCCUCUUCUGCCCCUUCGCCUACCGGCUGCCGCCACCGAAUCUGGGAGCGGUGUUCGCCAAGGAUCUGGCCAUGGAGUACCACUAUCUGGGCAACACCUCCGAGUGGUUCUUCCUGGCCCGCAAGAAUGCCGAGAAGGUGAUAGCCCGCAACGAGCAGUAUCUCAAGUCCUUUCAUCUCUACUCGAACCGCACGGAGGAGCGCAUCGAGGACGACACGCUGGCCGUGAAAUACGAGGACGGCAGAUGGUCAAAACCGUAUUACGACUGCGGCGGUGGGAACAUUUGGAUGCUCACCUACACGGUGCCGUUCUUUGGGUAUGAGAACGGCACUUACCACUUCAAGGGCACAUCUGGCAUCGAUAUCGACUUGCGCCGCGUGGACAUCGACCAGUGUCCGCAGCGCCACACGCCGGGCACCAAGAGACCGCUGAACAUCUUCGCCGGCACGGACAAGUGCAAGCAGCGCACCACCAUGUGCGAGGCCAUCAUGGGAUUGGGCUUCCGGCGCGGCUCCUACAAAUGUCUGUGCCGCAAGGGAUUCUACUUCCCGGACAUCGUCUCCCAGCACAAGUUCUUCAACGGCAGCCUGCUGGAGGAGGAGUAUGAAAAGCUGAUGCUGGGCAAGAACUCCACGUACAACAGCAACAGCGAGUACGAGUGCCUGCCCUGCGCCGAGGGCUGUGACUCCUGCGAGGACUCCUCGCCCUGCAUCGCCGCCCUCAACUGGCCAAUGCGCACCAGCAUCCUGGCGCUGGCCUGCAUCGUCAUUGGCCUCCUGCCCCCGGCCGCCUGGUUCACCUUUCGCUACCAGCAGGUUAAGGUGGUGAGGGCCGCCAGUCCGGCUUUGUUGCGGGUCAUCGCCUUGGGAGCAUUCUUCAUUUACUGCACGAACAUUGUAAUGUAUCCGAAUCCGAACCUGUACACCUGCACGGCGCGCAUUUGGCUGCGUGAGAUUGGCUUCUCCCUGACCUACGGAGCUCUGAUGCUGAAGACCUGGCGGAUAUCGGUGAUUUUCCGAGUUCGCUCUGCGAAGGCUGUGAAAAUCACGGAUGCCGCCCUGCUCAAGCGACUGGGCAUCAUCUGCGGAGCCAUCGGCACUUGUCUGCUGGUCAGGACGCUCGUCUCACCGCCGGACGUGGUGGUGGGCCGCACCGCCGACGACCUGAAGGCGUUCCUCUGCAAGACCGACUGGUGGGACUACACAUUCACCUCGAUGGAGGUGCUGUUCCUGGCCUGGGGCGUCCGCCUGUGCAUCAUGGUGCGGAAGGCGCCGUCGGAGUUCAACGAGAGCCGUUUCAUAUCGAUGGCCAUCUACAACGAGUUCCUGCUCACCUGCUUCCUCAACGUGUCCAUGCUCUUCCUGCAGUCGCCGGCGAAUCCGGACCUGCUGUACAUCAUCUUCUUCUGCCACACCCAGCUGACGGUGACCCUGCUCCUGGCCCUCAUCUUCGGCAGCAAGGUGUACAUCGUGCUGCGCAGCGGCAAGUCGCACCAGGAGAACAUCGGCAUGGGCACCAAGGCGUCGGGGGCCAAAUUCAAUUUUCGUCCCCAGGUGCGCACCUUCGCCAAUCCCAGCUCGGUGACCACCUCCACGGCCCCGGUGGCGGCCACCACGUCAGCAGAAACCAAGCUGUCCGACCAGGAGGCGCUGGAGGAGAUCCGCCAGCUGAGCAUGCAGCUGCAGCGCAUCCAGGAGAUGGCUCCGCCCAAGGGCGUGGCGGUGAUGACGAUCUCCAGCCUGCUGGACGGCCUGAAGACGCCCGGUGGCCUGAUGGUGGUGGCAGCGGCGGCGGGAGCCACUGCCCAUGGCCACACGGCCGCCAACCGCCAGAGUGCCCUGCCCCUGCUCGCGCUGAACGUGGAGAUGCAGAAGUACAGCCAGCAGAACAACAACUCCAAUGGACGGGGCAGUGGCCGGGCCAGUAUACCCACCAUGGUGCUGGAAACGCCGCCCAGCUCCACGCCCCCUUCGGCGGCCUACGAGGAGCGGGCCGUGAACACGGAGCUCAGUGGCGACGACUUUCGGGAGCAGCUGCUCCGGCGAACGGCCGAUGGCCACAUCAUCUGCAGUCGCUGCCUGGACGCGUCCAAGGAGCACUACUACUGCUGUCCGCCGCGCAGCGCCUGCGACCACAUGGGCUCGCCGAAGGAGGAGGGCAGCCUGAGCUUCGCCAACAUCAAGCUGGAGUGCAUGUGCUCCCAGUCGGAGGACCUUGAUGUGAGCCAGGAUGUGGGCCAGCGCCAGCGGCGGCCCACGGUGCGAACGGCGGCCACCAACACACCGCCGACCAGCUGCAAGCGGGCGCCACGCAAUCUGCUGGAGGCCGAGCUCAGCAUUUCGUAUCAAAUUUGUGAUAACUGUAGAAGUAAGUACAAGCUAACUGGCCGCCGCCGUAGCGGCAGCUACUCCCAGGCCCAGGAGAAUCCCCAGCUGGGCCAGCAGCCCGCCGGCCAGUUGCCCAUCCAAACCCGCAGCACCGAGCUCCUGGACCGCACCACUGCCGCCGAAGCGGAUGAGAAGGAUGAGGCGAGAACCAAGGCGGCCCACUCCACGGACGACAUUGUGCUGUACUCCAGUGCACCCGAGGAGAUCGAUCAGCUGGCCGCGCCGGUGGCGGCACCCUCCCUGGGCAAUGUGUCCAACAACUCGAAUAACUCCACCAGCGGCAGUGGAGGCGCCACCACUCGUCCCAAGCGGCCAGACAAGUUGGUCUUGGAUCUGAACGAUCGGUCCAAGUACACCAAAGAGGUUUCCGUGUAGAGAGAAUGCAGAGCGAAUCCUGGCCAGCAAUGCGGAGCUGUUCGGUGUCAAGAUAUCCAACUUCCAAUCUAAACUCUGUUUCAGACUUACAUAUGUGAGAUGUUGAAGAUGUUGCAGAUGUUGCAGAUGUUGCAGAUGUUGCAGAUGUUGCAGAUGUUGCAGAUGUUGCAGAUUUUGAAGAAGCCGAAAUAAUUAAAUUGUUGGAGGCGUUGUGGAAAUGCAAUUGCUUGGACUUCAAGUUGCCGAACAGCCCGUGCAUUGGCUGGCAGCAAUCGAAAAUGUUUUAUGCUUAGGCCAGUUGAAUUAUCAAAGACUUUACUAAAUUAUAUUUGUACAACUAACUAGAUAACUGGUUGAUUUAGCUAAAUGUAGGCAUAAGUCGGAGCCGUAAACGAUAACGAAAACACGCGAUUUCAGCGAAAGUGAUAGAUUGAUGAAGAGUCAGGCAUUUUGCGUUUUGCAUUGCUAAGCAAAAUGAUUUGCAACUAUAAUGAGCCCCGAAUGUUGUGAAUUUAUUGAAUUUGGCACACACCGCAGACGCGAAAGUCAACAAUGCGAUGGAAUUCGUUGAAAGUCAUGUGUUUUCGAUAGAAUAUUAAUAAAAUUUACAUUUCGUGUGUGUAGAUAAUUAAAUCUAAAUUGCUUACUAAUUGAAUAUCGCAGCGAGUCAUUUCCAAUAAAAAUGAUUUGCACACUCAUAAUGCAUUUGCUGUUAUAUUUAUAAAGCCAUGUUUAAGUGCCGAUCUAUUCAAAAUGGUAGCCCAACCACACACACACACACACACACACACAGUGUUCAUAGUGGCCACUCUGUAAUAUACUCUGUAAUAUGAAAAAUGUGUUGAUGUGAGCUGUACAAUACACAUAUCUCCUCUGAACUCACACACACAAUACCUUCCAAAACUAAUAUAGUGAGUACAUAAUUGUAGCUACAAUUAAGCAGUAAGCAUAAAUUAGAUGUCCCACACCUAGCUACACUAUUAUUAAUACUUUAACAUCGAUUCAAAUCGAAAACCCAAACAUUUGCAAAAUCUGCGUUGUCGCUUGAAAAGGCCGGAACAACAAUUGCAUGUAUUCAAGUACUGUAGUUAAGCGUUGAUGUUAUUGAGUUGGAAAGUAUGUGCAUUAAAUGCGUUUGUUUAAAGCAAUCCAAUAAAUGGCGACUCUACUGAA
Messenger RNA from Drosophila santomea, 6077 nucleotides. RefSeq lists its product as uncharacterized. Gene Ontology annotation, biological process: G protein-coupled receptor signaling pathway. The coding region runs from base 531 to 4904 and encodes 1457 amino acids. The record is from RefSeq and is a predicted model, not a curated record. Gene Ontology annotation, molecular function: G protein-coupled receptor activity. The transcript is spliced from 14 exons. Lineage: Eukaryota; Metazoa; Arthropoda; Insecta; Diptera; Drosophilidae. Gene Ontology annotation, cellular component: membrane.